Messenger RNA from Momordica charantia (bitter melon), 1271 nucleotides. RefSeq names its product protein RGF1 INDUCIBLE TRANSCRIPTION FACTOR 1. The record is from RefSeq and is a predicted model, not a curated record. NCBI's taxonomy places the organism in Eukaryota, Viridiplantae, Streptophyta, Magnoliopsida, Cucurbitales, Cucurbitaceae.
UCUCUAACGCCAUCUACCACUCUCUACAAGAACCCAUUCCCUCCCUCACCGCCUCCACUCUUCUCAAACAUUAUAAUCUCUCUCUCUCUCUCCUCUCUAAUUCGUAACUGUUCUGAAUUUUCCUCACGAAUUUCCAAACUGGCGAUCGAAAAUCACGACUCCACCGUCCGUGAAAUCAAGCCCAAGAGCAGGAGAAUCAUGGGCGCUGGAGGUCCCGAUGAUGAAGACAAUCGAUGGCCGCCAUGGCUGAAACCCCUCCUCCGAGAGAGUUUCUUCGUUCAAUGUAAGCUCCACAUCGAUUCCCACAAAAGCGAAUGCAAUAUGUAUUGCUUGGAUUGUAUGAACGGCGCUCUCUGUUCUCUCUGCCUCGCCUAUCACAAGGACCAUCGCGCCAUUCAGAUUCGGAGGUCUUCGUACCAUGAUGUGAUCAGAGUAUCGGAGAUACAGAAGGUUUUGGACAUUUCUGGAGUUCAAACUUACAUUAUCAACAGCGCUAGAGUUGUGUUCUUGAACGAGCGCCCUCAGCCGCGGCCGGGGAAGGGCGUGACCAACACGUGCGAGGUUUGCGAGCGCAGCCUUCUCGAUUCCUUCCGCUUCUGCUCUCUCGGUUGUAAGAUCGUCGGAACAUCGAGGGGUUUCCCAAAGAAGCGGGUGGCGGCGGUGGCAGCAAUGGCAGCAUCUGACUCAGAGGGUUCUUACAGCAGUAGCAACCACAGGCGGAGCAACAGCAACAACAACAGUAAUAGCAACAAGGUUCAUAGUUUUAGUCCUUCGACGCCGCCUCCAACAUCGGUAAAUUACCGGACGGCCAAACGGAGAAAGGGGAUUCCCCAUCGAGCCCCAAUGGGAGGACUAGUUAUAGAAUAUUAGCCACUACUUUUUCUCUUAAUUAUCCUACGACCCGUAAAAUGUAAUGUAAUUUUUAUGCUGCUCUUUUCUCCAACGCUCCGAGCUUUGUAAGAAAGGCCGGUGUUGGAAGACUUACUUUUAGCUUUGUACAUAGAAGCAUAGAAGUGGAGGAAAGAAGAAAAAAAAAUAAGGCCAAAAUGAAAGGUGGUGAACCUUAGAGGACUAAAAGUAAAAAUAAGUUUGUUAGGUUUGAUAAUUAUAUAAAUAGGUUGGGGCUUAUAGUGAAUUAUACUAAGUUUUGGAUCGAAGUUGUAAAUAGUGGGUGGGGUUCCUUUUUAUGGUUUUUAGAAGUGGUGAUGAAGUUACAAUGUAAUCCUUGGAAUAAUGGAAUGGGAAAAUGAUGUGAAUAUGUGAAAUGAAAA